Molecule: messenger RNA, 1104 nt
Organism: Nerophis lumbriciformis (worm pipefish)
Lineage: Eukaryota; Metazoa; Chordata; Actinopteri; Syngnathiformes; Syngnathidae
Product: beta-1,3-galactosyl-O-glycosyl-glycoprotein beta-1,6-N-acetylglucosaminyltransferase 4-like
Cellular component (GO): membrane
Molecular function (GO): acetylglucosaminyltransferase activity
Source: RefSeq, a predicted model, not a curated record
AUGGUGGAGCGGCUGAUCAGGGCGCUGUACUCGCCGAGUAACGUCUUCUGCAUUCACUACGACCAAAAGUCCCCCGCUGUGUUUCGGUCGGCGAUGGAAGGCAUAGCUCGCUGCUUGCCCAACGUCUUCAUCGCCUCCAAGCGCGAGUACGUCAUUUACGCCGGCUUCACUCGCCUGAAAGCAGACAUCAACUGCCUGUCCGACCUCCUGGAGGUGGACGUCCCCUGGAAGUACGUCAUCAACCUCUGUGGGCAGGACUUCCCCCUGAAGGCUAACAUGGAGCUGGUGUCGGAGUUGGCCGGCCUGAACGGCGCCAACAUGCUGGACACGUACCGACCCAACAAGUCCAAGAAGCAGAGGUUCUCCUUGCACUACGAGCAGAAGGACUGGAUAUGUUUACUGGCAGCGCCUACUUCGUGCUCUCACGUGAUCAGAAGGAAGGACACGAAGGACCCGGAUGAGACGCUGCGCAACCUCACGGCCGACUACUCGCACUUCCUUCAGGUCAGAGGCUACGAAGACGUGUGCGCCACCGAGAAGGAGAGACACUUCCACCUGGCGUACUCGCUGGUGGUGCACAAGUAUGCCUGGAUGGUGGAGCGGCUGAUCAGGGCGCUGUACUCGCCGAGUAACGUCUUCUGCAUUCACUACGACCAAAAGUCCCCCGCUGUGUUUAGGUCGGCGAUGGAAGGCAUAGCUCGCUGCUUGCCCAAUGUCUUCAUCGCCUCCAAGCGCGAGUACGUCAUUUACGCCGGCUUCACUCACCUGAAAGCAGACAUCAACUGCCUGUCCGACCUCCUGGAGGUGGACGUCCCCUGGAAGUACGUCAUCAACCUCUGUGGGCAGGACUUCUCCCUGAAGACCAACAUGGAGCUGGUGUCGGAGUUGGCCGGCCUGAACGGCGCCAACAUGCUGGACACGUACCGACCCAACAAGUCCAAGAAGCAGAGGUUCUCCUUGCACUUCGAGCAGAAGGACUGGAUGUCGCCAAAGAGAACAAACCUGGCCAAGAGCGCCCAGCCUCACGGCAUCGAGAUGUUUACUGGCAGCGCCUACUUCGUGCUCUCACGUGAUCAGAAGGAAGGACACGAAGGACCCGGAUGA